This is a messenger RNA of Culicoides brevitarsis, 728 nucleotides long. RefSeq names its product salivary glue protein Sgs-3-like. NCBI's taxonomy places the organism in Eukaryota, Metazoa, Arthropoda, Insecta, Diptera, Ceratopogonidae. The transcript is spliced from 2 exons. The coding region runs from base 17 to 643 and encodes 208 amino acids. The record is from RefSeq and is a predicted model, not a curated record.
UGAAAGGUCUCUAAAAAUGAAGAAAAUUCUAAUUUUCGGGUUUCUUGUGAUAUUUUUAAUCUCCAUAAGCAACGCUGACGUCACCCACAAUGUUUGGGGCGCGAAAUAUACGACAACAACGAGCGCAACGACAGAAACCACGCCAGAAACUUCGACAUUUCCCAUGAACGAUGACUUUGACAGUAAUAAUUUGAGUGAUGUGAAUAUUUUAGGGGCUCCUGCGGAAGGCGAUGAGGAAGAAACGGCAUCUGAAGUCGUAGAGGAAGUUACGACAGAAGAAGUUGAAGAGACAGAAGCAACAACUGAGGCAGAAACAACGACGCCUGAGACAACAACUCGAACAACAACUACUACGAGCACGACAAAAAAGCCUCCAACGACGACCAAAAAGCUUCAAAAUAACUUCGUUGAAGUAAAAUUGAUGGAUAUUCUCGACAAAAAACCAGUUGAAGACGAAACAGUGACAGAAAAACCUUCAGAUAAUUCAGAUUGCGAUUCGUGUGAUUGCUCUGAUGGAUGCGAUAAGGGACAGAAUUGUAAACCAUGCUGCGGCGGAAUUAAUUUCCAUUCCGUGAAUAACGGAGGAAAUUUUACUUUCAACGCAGAUUUUAGAAAAGGUUGUAAAAAUGCCGGAUGUAACUGAUUUUCGAUGAAGAGAAAAAAAGGGAAUUGAGGAAAUUUAUAAAAAACAUUUAAUUGCGGACAUGGGAAAAAAUCAAUAAACUAAU